GGGCAGCAGAGGGUUGAUGUGUGCCGUCUCGCUUAUCAGCCCAGCGUUCAGCUGACACCAACAAUAUUUGAUAUCUUAUCUCCAAGCCUUGCUAUGCAACCCUGUACUAUCCAGAUUUGAUGGAUUGAAGAGAUCCUUUGCAUGAUUGGCACAUCAGCUUGUCAUCCACAGAAGGGAGAACAAUCUUACCUUUAAACUUUGGAGGCCUUUUUGCUGUUUUGCACUUUGUGAAUUUUGUUAGAAAUAAGUAAGGAAUGUGGGAAUUGGAUUUUAUGAGGGUGUAAUUUCCAAAAGGAGGUUUAAGUUCAAGUGAGAUAUAAAGCUCAAAAUGUUCUGGUGAAAGUAUUUGGCACAUCUGCCCACACACACUCCCUUUUCACAAGUUUUCUGUCUGUGGGGUUGAUGAUGUUUAUCAAGCUAGCCUAAAAUCUGUUUCCCAAUGUUACAACAAUAAAAGCAUCGGGGCAUUUUCUAUGAUUGCCCUCAACAGAUGGACCUGACUGGCUGUCAGGUGUUUUAUUUUCCAUUCCUGUAAGAUCCAAGUGAUUAUUAGGAGCUACUUUUUAUGUUGGCUUAAAAAUUGGGAUAGAAAGUUGUUUUGAUUUCUGCUGUUUCUAAAGCCAAGACAGAAACUUCCCUAUUGAAGUACACUUACUACAGGAAAAGCAUUCGAAAAAAAUCAGGCAUUCAGUGAAGAGUGGAGGUGCAGAAUUGCACAAAACUUUUGCAUCUGAUUUUUCUUUUCAAUUUUUAACUUUACAUGCUUGAAUACACACUGGCUUUUUUCAUUUUUUAUUUUUCUAAAGGCAUUAAAAGUCACUUGAAUAUUAAAGUCACAGGACUUUAUGGGUGUGUUUCAGCUUUGCCUGACCUCCAGCUGUGAUCAGAUCCUGAUUCAAAUGUUAAAUCCUGAAUUAUGUGAUAUUGUGGUUUUUAAACUGUGACGCUCCCACCUCAAACCAGACAGACCACAGAGGAAAACACAAAUUCAGAAUUUACCAAAAGCCAUCAGGUUCUCUGGCUGGUUAGGCUUCAGGCUGCACAUAUGAGAAAAGAAAAACGUUAAGUCAGGAUUUGGGUUAAGAUAUUUUAACUAGGUCUGCUUAUAUGAUUCCUAUCAGCUGGAAGCAACUUAUGCCUAAAGGCUCGCUGUUUUCCUUUUAAAGAAUAAACGUGUGUUCUAAUGCUAAAAGAACUAAAAUGUUUUAGGAUUUAGGCGUGUAGUUUAUGGUGUUUACUUCAUAUUAAGUCUUCGAGCAUAUCGUCAAAGAGCGUGGGUGGACCCGUCGAGCCCCACGUGCUCCUUGUUUCCAGGUCCACGGCUCCUCGCGCAGCCUCAUUGCCUCGCGUGAGCCCAGGCCGUUUGUGUGAUCGCGCGGCGGAGCUCGGAGACACCGUCACGCACCAUGCCGCUGGAGCCGAGCAGAGGGCUCGCUCCGUCCGGGCGCGUUUAACUCACCAGAUGCCGGGAGCGAGCUGAGAAAUGCGGGCGCCGCGUUCAAAGGACCCCCGCUGUUCUGUUUGUGUUCAGUGUCAACAACAGUCCCGCUGCAGCUCCGCUCACGCCUCUUUUCAGUCCUUUUAACGGCGCUGCACCGAGGAAAUCACCAGGACUAUGUGAGCAUCAUGCUCGCUGUGAGAUGCCUGCUGUUCGCUGCAGUGUGUGCACGGUGCGCCGUGACAGGGCUGAGGGGAUGGGUGAGUCCGGGGGGAAGGCUACCGCCUGCAGAGGAGGUCGUUCAGCCCAAGAGACUCUUGCAACAGAUCCACUCCCAGGAAGAGCUGCUCCACAGCCGCCUGGACACCCGGGUCAGCAACUACACAACUGGGGUGCAGCCCAUCCAUCUGGCCCAAAGCAGCUUUUUGGUGGAGGCCUUCGGGACAUCCUUCAUCCUUGACCUGGAACUCAACCACAACCUUCUGUCUACAGACUAUGUGGAACGUCACUAUGAAGAAGACGGGCAGCUGUCACAGAAUAUGGGAGGAGAGCACUGUUACUACCAUGGUCAUCUGCGGGGGCUGCCGGACUCCUGGGCUGCUCUUUCUACCUGCCACGGCCUGCAGGGGAUGUUUUCGGACGGGAACUUCUCGUACGCCAUCGAACCUGUUGAGGGUGGUGAGGAGCAGAAUGACCACAUUGUGUAUCGUGUGACUGACAUGGACCUCGUUCCAAACACCUGCCCAGGAUGCUCCCUGAACAGCACAAAGCCUGAAGGGCAGACAAACCGCCACAGCGAAAGAGACAGCUGGUCUGAAGAGGAGAAGCCCGUCUUUACACAACGCCUGAGACGCUCAAAAAGACAAGUGCGGCGAGGUCAGCGCACCGUCCAGACUGAGACCAAGUACAUCGAGCUGAUGGUGGUCAAUGAUCAUGAACUGUUUGUGCAGCUCCGUCGGUCGGCCACUCAGACCAAGAACUUUGCCAAAGCGGUGGUGAACAUGGCCGAUGCGAUCUACAAGGAGCAGCUCAACACUCGCAUCGUCCUGGUGGCCAUGGAAACCUGGUCUACUGAAAACAGGGUCUCUGUGGGCGAUGACGCCCUGCUCACCCUGCGCGACUUCAUGAAGUACAGGAAGGAGAGCAUCAAGGAGCGCUGCGACGCUGUUCACCUCUUCUCGGGGAGGACGUUCAUGAGUAGCCGCAGUGAGGCGGCCUACAUCGGGGGCAUCUGCUCACUCACCAGGGGUGGAGGCAUCAAUGAGUUUGGCAGUGUGGGCCCCAUGGCCAUCACACUGUGUCAGAGUCUUGGCCAGAACAUUGGCAUGCUGAGAAACAAAGAGAGACCGGCUGCUGGAGACUGCAGGUGUCCAGACCCUUGGCUGGGCUGUAUCAUGGAGGAUACAGGUUACUACCUGCCCAGGAAGUUCUCUCGCUGCAGUAUAGACGAGUACCUGCGGUUCCUCCAGCUGGGAGGAGGCAGCUGUCUCUUCAACAAGCCCACCAAGCUGUUAGACCCACCGGAGUGUGGGAAUGGAUAUGUGGAGCUGGGGGAGGAAUGUGACUGUGGAUCGUUAGUAGAGUGUGCACGGAGUGGAGCCAACUGCUGUAAGAAGUGUACCCUUACCCACAAUGCCAUGUGCAGCAACGGGCUGUGCUGCAGGGACUGCAAGUAUGAGCUGAGAGGGGUGACGUGCCGCGAUGCUGUUAACGACUGCGAUAUUCCUGAAACCUGCAUGGGAGACUCCAGUCAGUGUCCUCAUAAUGUCCACAAACUGGAUGGUUACAUGUGUGAUGCUGGACAGGGUCGUUGUUAUGGAGGUCGCUGUAAGACCAGAGACGGCCAGUGCAGGACUCUGUGGGGCUACAACUCGGCUGACAGGUUCUGCUAUGAAAAGCUCAACUCUGAGGGCACAGAGAAAGGCAACUGUGGGCCGGACCCCAGUGGUCAGGGAUGGGUGCAGUGCCACAAGCAAGAUGUUCUGUGUGGUUUGCUGCUGUGCACCAACCUGACAGCUAAGCCGAGGUUUGGCGAACUGCAGGGGAAGCUCACCAGUCUGACCGUCCACCAUCAGAACAGAUACAUGGACUGCAGGGGUGGCCAUGCAGUGCUGGAUGACGGCUUGGAUCUAGGCUAUGUGGAGGACGGGACGCCAUGUGGGCCAAACAUGAUGUGUCUGGAGCGUCGCUGCCUCCCCGUCACCACGUUCAACCUCAGCACCUGCCCGGGCUCCUCGUCCUCACGCAUCUGCUCCCACCACGGGACUUGCAGUAAUGAGGUGAAGUGUAUCUGUGAUCCAGACUACACUGGGAAGGACUGUAGCGUGUUUGACCCGAUCCCCAUCCCCACCCCGCCAGAGGGGCCAGAGAAAUACAGAGAAACAUCCGAAGAGGAAGAUCUUCGGGAGUUUGAGUCGUAUCUCUGUGCUGUCCUGUCUACCUUACACUGUGUCCAGUCCGCUCUGAGGAGACAAAACAAAGAUGUCUUCCACUUAUGGGGCCUCAACCCUUUUCUGUUUCCUGCUCUGAUUUCACUGGUUUUCUCCUCCUGGAAAGUCAAAUUAUGUUUUUAACUGUGGUAUGGAAGCCUCUGAGGACACAUUCCCACCAGAUCUGAACAAAUCUCCAAGUACACGUCCACAGUAUCACCUCUUUUUUUUUUUUUCUUUUGGAAAGGACAGACGCAAAAAGAUCCCUUAAAUGAAGUGUGAUUACCCAACUAUUUUUUUACUGUCUCCUCCACUGGUUACAGCUGCCAUAUCGACUGUUAUUAUACUUUACCCCUUUAAGUGAAUUCAUGGAAGAAGGCUGUGUGCUUCUCCUAGUUUGCACUUUUUUGGGUAGCUUUCUGUUAAUAUAUUGAACCUCAUGGACAACACAACCACCUCCUUUAAGUGGUGUGGCUUUAACUGCGAUGGAAGUGUAGAAAUAUCACCAAAUAAUGCUGACAUUUUAUCUGUCUAGAUGAGGGUUAUUUGUGGUGCACAGUAGCCAUACAUAUGCUGCCUUUCAUUAUCAAACUGUAGUCCAUCCCGAAUCAACGCUUCUACAUAAUAUGCAUUAAUGUAUGAAUGUAUAGUUCAGGCCUGCAGGAAAGCAAGCAAGACUCUGAUUUCCUGCAGCCAAGCCGGAUAGACAGUUGCACAUGUACCCACCGAAUGUUUUAUCCCAUCUGUAUGAUAUAUAGUCCACAUACAAACAAUAUGCAUACAAGUAUGCUCGACAUGGGUGCUGAUGUACAUAGUGUAUCAUAAGAUGGACUCAUUUAGAUGGCAGUGACUCACUGCCGCUCUGAACUGAAGCACAAGUCUGGAGAGCGAAGACACUUCCUGCCUCUCAGCCUAAAACUGCUCAUCUCAAAGAUUUAAUUAGCAAGAGAGGAUUCAAAUCUUUGCAGUUUGUACUUUUCAGGGAAGUCUGAGCUCCUUUUCUGGGCUACGUGCCUGAUCAUUUAACUCAGUGUUGUAUGUUUUGUUCACGCCUCAGAGAUUUUCAAGUUUUAAACUGCAAAGUUCUGACUGAGAACACAAGAUUUCCACAUACAUACAUGAAUUAGAAUUUAGCUUCUGUUCAAGCUGAGGAAUCAAAAGGAAAAAAGGAAGAAAAGAUUUCAAAUAUGCUUUAUCUCUAAAUGGCUUUGGAUGAUUUAAUUCUGACUGAACAGAUCCAUAUAGUAAGCAAUAAAUGCUGUAUGUUUGUUUCAAGAUAAAAAAAAAAAGUGUUGAAUAUAUUCACCAUUUAAAAUUCUCCCGCUUGUAUCUGCAUCACUAUCCCAUUUAUCCUCCCUGGACUGCCGAGAUUCUUAAAUCAGGUUUAGAAGAUGUAAUCCUGUGAUUAUUAUAUACAAAGACUGAUUUCGAAUCUUCAUUUUUACCAGUAACAACGAGGAACUGUGCAGCAGCACAAACACCUGAAGCAAUGAUCCGAGUUACACUGCCAGUCAGCCUACGGUCGCAUUAAAGGAAUAUGUUGACAUUUUGAGCAGAAGUUAAUCAAUAAAGCGCCUCAAUGACACAGACAAGAAGAAGAAGCGUAGUCAUAGAGAUCUUUUUUUGGAAAGAAGACAACUUUAUUCAGGUGAGGAUGAAACUGUCCCAGAAUCUGUCAACACAGACUGAAUAUAAAAUGUCACCGUAUCCCUUUAUUACUACUUGAACUCUUUGGUCCGUAUACACAUGGUAUAAAAACCAAUACUCAAGGACAGACUGUGUUUACCGCCGCCGUUUGUGAUCACACAUCGUAGUUGGACUCGUCAAAGGAUUCGGGCACCGUUCUCACAUGGGAGUCGAUGUUGUUAAGUCUUACAGGAAGGUAACCAGUACUGGCUUUCGAUGUAAAUACUCAUAUAAGUGUAUAUUAAAAUAAAACAUAUCCGAAUAACAUUGACUGCAUGUUU
Molecule: messenger RNA, 5834 nt
Organism: Scatophagus argus
Lineage: Eukaryota; Metazoa; Chordata; Actinopteri; Scatophagidae
Gene: adam11
Product: ADAM metallopeptidase domain 11
Exons: 26
Coding region: 1627-4011 (794 amino acids)
Biological process (GO): proteolysis
Molecular function (GO): metalloendopeptidase activity
Source: RefSeq, a predicted model, not a curated record